This is a messenger RNA of Neoarthrinium moseri, 2295 nucleotides long. RefSeq lists its product as uncharacterized. Gene Ontology annotation, molecular function: beta-glucosidase activity. Gene Ontology annotation, cellular component: cell surface; extracellular region. The transcript is spliced from 2 exons. The coding region runs from base 1 to 2295 and encodes 764 amino acids. NCBI's taxonomy places the organism in Eukaryota, Fungi, Ascomycota, Sordariomycetes, Amphisphaeriales, Apiosporaceae. Gene Ontology annotation, biological process: glucan catabolic process. The record is from RefSeq and is a predicted model, not a curated record.
AUGGCGCCGCGAGACGGUAGUACAAGCCGGCAUCGAGAUCCCGGCGCGCAUAGCCGCAAGAAGAAAUCCCGCGAUCAUUCUUCACGAAGAGCGGCGGCAGCAUCCGAAGGGACGUCCAGCGGAGCAGGCUCAGGCACCAGGCAGGGACUGUCGCUAGAUGCCCUCGCGCAAUUGAACGAAUACAAUGCUCGAAACCCGGCAGGAGAAACUACGAGGCCUGAAAGAGUCAGAAGGAAGAGGGAGUCCAGACCUCGUGAGCAGGACUAUAUCAUAGUCGAGCCCGAGGAUGAGUCGCCUCGGAGAGAGCGCAGGCGGCGGCAUGAUUACACAGACGAGGAGAAGGAAGCUAGGAGGGCGGCGAGGAGAGAGCGCCGGCGCAGGGAGGCGUAUACGGACGACGAAGGCGAGCUUCGUACACCAAAGAGAGAGCGGCGUAGGAAAGAGGCCGUAACAGAUUCCGAGAGGGACUACGAUUCGCCAAAACAACGCCGCCGACUGAUCGACGUCGAUCCCCAAGAUGACGAAGACGGGCGCAGAGAUAGGCAUCGAAGCCGGGACAGAAGGAAAAAACGACUGGUCAGCGGUGCCAUUGUUGAAGAAGGUCGGGCGACACCGGAGAUGCGCGGUGGCGCCGGAAGCAAACACAGCAGCUGGGACAGUGUGUCCGACGAAAAGCAGCAUCUGUACAGCAAACCUCGAGCUCCUGGAAACAAGAAGAAGCGCAGAUGGAUAAUAGCAGGUGUCACUCUUGUCGUCAUCAUCGUGGUCAUAGCGGUGGCAGUUGUUGUGAGCAAGAAGAACUCCUCAACCAGCAGCAACAAGUCUGGACUGGACGGCAUGUCCGAAAAUGACAUUCCAGCAGCUGCAAGGGGCACCUAUCUUGAUCCUUUCACUUGGUACGACACAACAGACCUGAACACAACCUAUACCAAUGCCACCGUCGGCGAUCUUCCCGUUAUGGGUCUCUUCACUAGUUGGGAUGAUUCCGCAGCUGCGAAUGACAAGGUCCCAGCUCUCAGUAAGUCAUGGGGUGACUAUGCCUCAACACCAGCCAGAGGCGUCAACUUGGGUGGCUGGCUGAGCUUGGAGCCCUUCAUCACGCCCUCCCUCUUCAACUAUGACAGCAAACUUGGGAUUGUUGACGAAUAUACGCUAUGUAAACACUUGGGGCCAAAGACGGCGGCAAGCACCCUCGAAAAACACUAUGCAACCUUUGUCACAGAGCAGACCUUCAUCGAAAUUGCGGACGCUGGACUGGAUCACGUUCGUAUCCCCUAUUCAUACUGGGCGGUGCAGACCUACGACGGCGACCCAUACGUUUUCCGCACUUCUUGGCGCUAUCUACUGCGUGGAAUCGAGUGGGCACGCAAGCACGGAAUCCGUGUCAAUCUAGAUCUACACGGAAUACCGGGUUCACAAAACGGCUGGAAUCACAGUGGGCGCUUAGGGGUGAUUGGGUGGCUGAAUGGUACAGAUGGCGAGCUCAAUCGGCAACGCAGCUUGGAUGUACACGACAGGUUAUCGAAGUUCUUUGCCCAGGACAGGUAUAAGAAUGUCGUCACCUUCUACGGCCUCGCCAAUGAGCCGCGCAUGGUAAAUCUAGCGGCCGCUGAUGUUAUUUCCUGGACUACAGACGCCUACAAGCUUGUUCGGGGAAAUGGCGUUAACGCAAACAUCGUCUUUGGGGAUGGAUUUAUGGGCCUGGCAAACUGGCAAGGCAGGCUGACUAACAUGGACGGGCUCGUGCUCGACGUACACCAGUAUGUCAUUUUCAACAAUGAGCAGAUCAUCUACACGCACCAGGAGAAGGUCAAGUACGCCUGCGACGGCUGGACCGAGCAAACGGAGCAAAGCAUGAACACGGCGACCGGCUUCGGCCCCACCAUGUUCGCCGAGUGGUCGCAAGCCGACACGGACUGCGCCCAGUACGUGACCAACGUGGGCUGGGGCAACCGCUGGGAGGGGACGUACGACUCGGGCAACGCGUCCACCGAGGCGCUGACGCCCAAGUGCCCGAGCCAGGACUCGAGCUGCAGCUGCGACUCGGCCAACGCGGCCGUCGGCAGCUACAGCAGCGAGUACAAGAAGUUCCUGCUCAUGUUCGCCGAGGCCCAGAUGACCAGCUUCGAGAAGGGCUGGGGCUGGUGGUACUGGACCUGGGACACCGAGUCGGCGCCGCUCUGGAGCUACAAGCAGGGCCUCGCGGCGGGCAUCCUGCCGGCCAAGGCCUACGAGAAGGACUUCAGCUGCGACAGCGACGUGCCCGAUUUCUCGGGACUGAGCGAGAAUUACUAA